Molecule: messenger RNA, 1795 nt
Organism: Closterium sp. NIES-67
Lineage: Eukaryota; Viridiplantae; Streptophyta; Zygnematophyceae; Desmidiales; Closteriaceae
Source: the annotation of a GenBank genome assembly
AUAUUUCAUAUUUCCAGCAAGCCCUCCACCUUCAUCAGUAAGCUUUCUCUGGUCGAACAGUAUGACAAUGAGAUAGGCAUCUGUUAUCUCCAUCUGGUUCUGUUUAGGGCUUUCUUCGUCGCGCUCGCUCGUAGGGCCGAAUCUGACCUGCACAUGCAUUGAUGGGAUCCGUGGAGGUCCUCGUAGCAACGGCCUGUCGACUGCGCCGAGUGGAGUCGAUGUCUAUGCGUCGACGAAGAGACUAUGCUUCGAGAAUUGAGGCUGACCCUUUGGACUUAGCAGCAACCUCCCUCAUUCAUGGAUCAUCGCAAGCGAUCGGCGUCAAACGGGACGCUAGGGGGAACGCCGCCUCCACUCAUGAGGAAGUGUCAUCUGGUCGUUUCCCUGAACAGGAGGCUUUUUGCCCCUCUCAGGAGUCCGUGUCGCUCUCUGAGAUAGGAGCUGAUGGUAUGCAUUCAACGGCAUCUCCAUCCAUGGCCGAAUUCAGGUCUGAUCGUUCCAGAUGCCAUGUUUCAAGAAGAAGGACGCAGACUGCUUCUGGAAUCGUUGAACGGGACGCUAUGAAGCCUGAUUCGUCGUUCUCGAUUGAGAAGACGGAUAUCACUCCGGUUGAGGGAGGAUCGAGCCGCAUGCUUCCUGGUGUCACGUGCGAAGAGCAGCUAGACGAAGAUGACGAUGAUUUGACCACUAUCGUUCAUCCAUCUCCGAAGCGACAACGAUCGGCAGAGUCGAUUGGUUAUAAAGAAACUGUUGUGACCUCUCCUGGCCAGUCUAAUGACAGAAAUAGCACUCCUGGAGUCCGUGAUUCGAAAGAUUCUGCUGUUGUGGUCAAGGCGACAGCCGUGUACGAUACUGAAAUCUGGAAUAAUCUCCUUCUCAAGGAACAGCAAGUUCAGUCUCCAUGGGGAUACAUAGGUUCGUCUCAGAAAAAUCUGUUACCUGAUCACAGACGCAUUAUGGUCAACUGGCUCGUCGAGUUCGCGGAGGAGUUUGAGCUUCAAUGCGAGACCUUGUCCCUUGGAGUGAACAUUCUGGACCGGGUUCUUGCUGACGGCCCUCCAGUUCAAACUGGCGAUCUUCAAUUGUUGGGGACGGCCUGUAUGCUGGUUGCAGUUAAAUUCCAGGAGUCUCAGCCUCCCAACAUGGUUCAAUGCUGCUGUCAGGCAGCCGAGGGAAGCUUCACUCAAGAACAGGUGCUUCAGAAAGAGUUUGAUGUGCUGAAGACCAUCAAGUUCGACUGUGCCAUUCCAACCGUACAUACCUUCUUAUGGCAUCAUCUUAAGGCGGUUGAUGCAGAUGCCAAGCUGGAACAGAUGGCUGAUUACAUUGCGUGCUCUUCACUGUUGGAAUAUGAUCUUCUCAAGUAUCACCCAUCUGCCAUCUCAGCAGCUACUGUUAAGCUCGCUGCGUCUCUCCUGGAAGGCACAUCAUGGACUUCCAGCAUGGAGUUAUUGGCAGGAUACAGUGCAUCAGGUGUUAAAGACAUCAUCAAAAUUCUCCAGCAGGAACUCUUAGCACCACCCAAACCCUCACUGACUGCAUUGAAGACUAAAUUUGAGCGAGAGCAGCAUUUCGACGUGGCGUCCUUGCUUCAUGAUUGCAUUGGGAGUAUCUGCCCUACACGCCUGCCUAACGGCAGUGGCACAGUCUAGUAUGGUAGUCUCAUGAGAAACGAAUAAGGUGCUGUGAUGGGUUUCCUGUGGUUUGAAGCACCAUCCUGUCCUGUGAUGCUGCUCCAAUGUGAUAUCACAUACCGUAUAUUAAAGCGCGUGGCGCAUAAACGAGCAUAACUGUU